Sipha flava (yellow sugarcane aphid) is the source of this 2652-nucleotide messenger RNA. It is a transcript of the gene ida, whose product is annotated as anaphase-promoting complex subunit 5. The transcript has 2 exons. NCBI's taxonomy places the organism in Eukaryota, Metazoa, Arthropoda, Insecta, Hemiptera, Aphididae. Gene Ontology annotation, biological process: anaphase-promoting complex-dependent catabolic process; positive regulation of mitotic metaphase/anaphase transition; protein K11-linked ubiquitination. Bases 288 to 2540 code for a protein of 750 amino acids. Gene Ontology annotation, cellular component: anaphase-promoting complex. The record is from RefSeq and is a predicted model, not a curated record.
UUUUUUUAUAAUCUCACUGGGAUUGUUACUGUUACCAUAAUAAUGGUAUAACAAAAAUGUCGGAAUAUAAGCCUACAUUACCGACACACAAAUUGGUGAUAACAAAACUCGCUCAUUUCAACUGUGAUAUUACAUUAUUUUCUUUAAUGUAUGAAAUAAUUUAAAUUGAUUGACAGUAUUAUUAAAGUUUCUAAUUAUGUAACAUUGUUUAAUAAGUAAAACGUUAUUUUUAGAAGAAGUCAUUCACUUAUUUUUAUUUUUUAUACUUUAACGGAAAAUAACAAAAAAUGAUUAGAGAUUUUACAACUAUACCAAACACAACUUCUAACGAGAUCCAAGAAAAUAUUACAUCUCAUAAUAUUCUUGUUGUAAUAUUGAUAUCACAUUAUAUCAAAGAAUAUGCAAUUGACAAACAAAAGGUCAUAAGUGAAUCCAUGAGUAUCUCAAAGUUUCAUCGGACAUUAAGUAUGCUUGUUUUACACUUAAUUCAAUGCCCUGAUCUCACUUUUGAAGAAUUAUUUAAUUUAAUGUCAUGUGGCAAGUAUCAAAUACCAAGUUUAUUCGGUCGAACAUACUUCAAAGAACUUCAUCGUAUUGUUAAUAGUGACUUGGAUAUAAUAAUGGAUAUGUUUAAGAAUUUAGAAAAUACCUUAUUAGACAAUGGAAUACCCAAAGUAUAUUCAACAAUAUUAAUCAAUGGUAGUAGUCCAGUUGGUAUAUUUUUACGACGUAUUAUGGUAUUUUUUGAUAAAAUGCUAUUUUUACAAACAGAAGCAGUAAUGAAGGAGGUGAAAAAAUGUUGUAAUGACAUACUUAAUGAAGUUUAUGAAAUACAAGCCAGCAGUGAAGUAUUAUGUGAAAAAGAAGAAGAACCUAAGAAACCUGAAUUAAAAGAAUUGAUGGAAGCUAUUAGAUCAAUUAAAACAGAUAACUCUGACAAAAUUGAAGAAAGUAAGUAUACAAAAGUAAAAUCAUGGUCUCCACGACAAGUUGAAUUAUUUAUAGCACAACAAGCUAAACUUUUAAAAAUCAAUGAAACUGUUGCUCUUGAUCCAUCUACUUUGCAAGAAAAAUUAAGAGCUAUUUUGCGAGCAAAUCCUGAUCACUUUGACGUUCAUUAUUUAAGUUAUUUAAAUUGUUUAAGAGUAAGAGAGUACUGUGGAGCAGUAAAUGCUGUACAACAUUAUUUCAAUCGUCAAACUUGUAGAGUUACAAGUUUAGAUGAAAAAAGCAGAGGUUACAGAUAUACAUCACUUAACAUGGCAAUUUUAAAUGCAUAUUUUAAUCACAAUGAAGAAGCAAUAAGUUAUUUAAAAGAAAGUAUAUCCAUUGCACAUCAAGUAAAUGAUCAUGUUUGUUUACAGCAUGCACUUAUGUGGAUGUAUACAUUAUGCAAAAUAAAUAAAUUAACUAUGCUGAAAUGUUCUGUAACUAGAAGUAAAGAAUUAGAAUUACAUCAGAUUACUUCGUUCAGCUUACAGUCUUUGGCUCAAUAUUUGGUUGAAAAUGCUGAAAGUCCAGCAUUAGUUUUUGAAAUAUUAAAAAAAAGUGAAAUAUACAAUUACUUUAAUGGUUUAACAGAUUUACGAAUGACAAAUAAUGUACAAAAAGCAGCAAUUUGGAAUACAUAUGGUUAUCAGCGUUUAUCUACUAUACAUUCUUUAUUAGUCUUAGAACACGAUCAAUGUAACAAUGAUGUAUAUAAUAUAGAAAGUAAAUGUAUUGCUAUGUGUAAUAUUGUAAAUGAUUUGAUUGCUCAUGGAGAUUAUUAUCUUGCUCCCAUAUUAAUUAAUGAGGUAGCCAACAUUUUCCCAUACACACAUUGUAAAUUUUGGAUAAUGGCUGAACAGUAUUUAAAUUUUACUUUGGCUUUAAAUAAAGAAGAAUGGCCUAAAGCAGAAAUAGCAGCUAAACAAAUGGCUUCUGUAAAUGGUACUGAAAGUAUAUUACGAUUAGGUGAGUUGUAUUUAAAAAAAGAAGAUUAUGUUAAAGCUACUAAUAUGGUUCAACACCUAACAGAAAAUAAUGAUGAAAACUCAGUAUUAAUCAGAUUAAGGGCAUACUUGAUUAUUGCCAAAGCAAAUGAAAAUUCAGCAUUGAAAAUACUAAUGGAUGCAAAACUGAUAGCUAUAGAAUACCAUUUAAUAUACAUGACUGCAAUUAUAAAUGUUGAAAUAGCAAUAGUAUUGAUGAGGUAUGAUUUUCCUCAUAAAGCACUAAGAUUAUUACAAGAAACUAAACAACAUAUUCACUGCGGUAUAAAUGUUUAUGAUAAAGCAUAUACAGAUUUACAAAUUAUUAAGGCAAAAAUGAUGGUAAACAUAAUUGACGAGUAUGAACACAGUAGAGAGUUUUUAAUUGUAAUUUAUAAUAAACUACAAAUAGUUGCAGAUAAAUUUAGAAUAGUUGACGCAAUAGCUGAGUUAAAAGAAAUUACUUACCUACAAGCACUUAUAGCAGAUGAAUUAGAUAUAAAACAAAACCGAAAUAAGCAUGCAAUGGAAUUUAGACACUUUGAAGAAUACAAAAUUCAACAGUAAUGUAUAUAACAAUGCAAAAUAACUAAACAUAAUUGUGUACCUAUUGUUUUUAUGUUAAAUUAGGUUAUUGUGAUACUUUUUACUAAAAUAUAAAAACAUAAUGAUGUCUGAA